GGUUCUCGACAUACACCACGAAAAUUGGUCCGGGCCUGGAGGCAUGUAAUGAUUGCUAAAGAUGCAUAAGAAUGUAUAUGGCAGGAAAGCGAAGCAAUCCGCUUUCACCGUCUCCAGCAUCUUCGUGGAAGCUAGCCCCAGGAAGCCAGGCGCAGAGGAGCAAAGACAAUGCGACCGCAUCGAAGAUGACGUUCUCCGAGCAUCCCACACACUGCAAAAUUUGAGCGUCCAGGAGGAAAGAGAAGGAAGGAUCCUCGCAAGAAAACCCACGAGGACGCCGCUGGGUACUAGAGACGGCAAUUCAGGACCAACGAGUCGAAAUGGCGGCCAAGACGAGCCGUCUACGGGCGCAAAGGUCAAAGGCUCUCGUCGAACAGUUCAAGAGAGGGUUUCAAAAUCUUUGACAAAGCAAAGCGAGGAUACCGCCCAGGAAGAAAGAGCAUCUCGAGCUUCGCCCAUCCAUGAGCUGUGCAACUUGUACGUAAAGCCGCUGGUCGCGCUCACCAACGAGCAGACGGCUCCUCUCGCCUUUGAUGCUUGGUCCGAAGAUCUGGCGAAACACUUCAAAGUAUCGAAAAUCGCAGAGGCUUCGUACAGCGAAGUAUACCGAUUGUCGUUGCUCAACAAGCAUCCAGAUCUGACUUCGGCAGACGAGUCGGUACUUAAAUUGAUCGCGAUCAAGCCGCCUCAGCACGCGACGGACAAAAAGAAAAGCAAAGCGCAGCAGAAACGGGAGGAAGAUAUGAGCUCAGUCGAAGACGUUGCGUCGGAAGUGCGGUUGCUCAAACGAAUGACGGAGAUACCCGGCUUCACCAACUAUCGCGCCCUUCACGUCUUGCAAGGACGACCUUCGAAGGCAUUCACGCAAGCGUGGAAGGAAUGGAACAAAGGACGGCCGAAGGGCCACAAAAGCGAGUUCCCUGACCCGAGCCGCAAAGCUAGCUACGAAGAGAGCCAGCUUUGGGCGGUGGUGGAGAUGCAAGAUGCUGGCACGGAUGUUGAACGUCUGAUCGAGGACGAAGCCAAACAAGGCCAAGGGGCCGAGAAAGGCGGCGUCUGCAUCAACAGCAUAUGGGCAGCCUGGGACAUUUUCUGGCAAACCGUGCUAGCGGUUGCAAAGGGCGAGAGUGAAGCCAGAUUCGAACAUCGCGACCUGCACCUGGGCAACAUCUGCGUGAGGCGGAGAAACGGGGAAGAUGUGGUUGGGCUGUCGGCCGAUGCGCCGAAACGAAAGCUGCGAUUCACAAAUUUGGAGGCCACGAUCAUCGACUAUACGCUCUCGCGAGCAGACAUGGCACCGCCAGGGCAGAGCGCGCCUCGAAGCCGGUCUUUGCGAUCGUCGUCUUCGAGAGCAUCCUUGAGUUCGUCGACAAAUUCGUCGAUCGACGCUGGCGUCGCGUAUAACCCACUGCAGAAACAGCCCAAAAUAUUCGAAGGCGAUGCGGACGUAGAUUACCAGUACGAGAUCUACAGGUAUAUGCGGUCCAUUGUCAGUUCUGGCGCGCUUGAGGACAGCGAGCCAUGGUCGACGUUCCAGCCCCGGACAAAUCUGCUGUGGCUACACUUUGUGCUGUUCAAAUUAUGCGAAACGCUGCAGUGGCCCUCCCAGACAAUGAAAAAGUCGAAAGACAAACUGUACAAGAGGGCCCUUGAGCUCGAAGAUAUCCUUGUUCAGGUUGAUCAGUUGCUCGACGCAGAGAGAUUGCUGGGCGACAAAGAGCGCGUUUUGAACUCGGCGGCAGAGCUUGUUGCUAUUGCACUGGAGCAGGCGUGGCUGUGUCAUGACGAUGUAUAUUACUAGACAUAGAGUGCAUUGGAAUCUUGGACAUGAGGUUGCCAUGUUCGUAAACAUCCUUACCCGCGUCCACACAAAGAACCAAGAUGCUGUCAAGUUCAUGAGAGCAAGGCGCAGAGGCUCAAGGCCUGCAAUUCGGACUUAAACUUCAAACCGCUUCCGGGCAGCACGAUGAACGAGCCAUUCAGUUUCACUCAUGCUGCCGCGCCAUUGAUCCUGAUGGUUUGUCCACUCAGCCACUUCGUACCAUCGCUUGCGAGCAUGGCAACAAAGUCAGCAAUGUCAUUUGGAUCACCGAUCUUGCCGAACGGGUUGAGACUUUUGAUGUGGUUGAGCACGGCCUCGGGCUUGUCCUUGAGAAAAAGGUCGGUCGCCGUCGGUCCGGGCGCGAAGGCGUUUACCGUUAUGCCUUUGCUGGCGAGGUCUUUGGCGAGAACGCGCACGGUUUGCUCGAUUGCGCCUUUGGAAGCCAUGUACGGAAGGUAGCCCGGAGUAAAGUUGGUGGCUGCCGUCAGUGUCGUGGAGACGAACAGGAUUUUGGAUCCUGCACGCAUGUGCGGAACGGCUUUCUGACGACCGGUCAGUGAUUUCCUUAUGUCGUCCCAAAGACUGUGCAAGGUACCUGAGCGAGGAAGAUGGGC
Messenger RNA from Verruconis gallopava, 2436 nucleotides. RefSeq lists its product as uncharacterized. Lineage: Eukaryota; Fungi; Ascomycota; Dothideomycetes; Venturiales; Sympoventuriaceae. The transcript has a single exon. Gene Ontology annotation, cellular component: nucleus; cytoplasm. Gene Ontology annotation, molecular function: histone H3T3 kinase activity. Bases 62 to 1801 code for a protein of 579 amino acids. The record is from RefSeq and is a predicted model, not a curated record. Gene Ontology annotation, biological process: mitotic cell cycle; intracellular signal transduction.